AUGUCAGUUCGGAAGUCUUUACAUCGCAAAGCCCAUAGAUGGAUUGAUGUGCUGAUUGAGUGGAGUGACAGUUGCGCUGGUGUCACGACGACCAACGACGACAAGGAUACAGAGACUAAAGAGGAUGACGGGGACGACUCAACAGCCUCCAAAGACAGAGACGUUGCUAUGACCUCUGGCGGUGAGGAUCUUUCAACGACUACUAAGGAUGAAGACAAUUGA
This is a messenger RNA of Lithohypha guttulata, 222 nucleotides long. RefSeq lists its product as uncharacterized. Bases 1 to 222 code for a protein of 73 amino acids. The record is from RefSeq and is a predicted model, not a curated record. The transcript has a single exon. Lineage: Eukaryota; Fungi; Ascomycota; Eurotiomycetes; Chaetothyriales; Trichomeriaceae.